Baudoinia panamericana UAMH 10762 is the source of this 488-nucleotide messenger RNA. RefSeq lists its product as uncharacterized. NCBI's taxonomy places the organism in Eukaryota, Fungi, Ascomycota, Dothideomycetes, Mycosphaerellales, Teratosphaeriaceae. The record is from RefSeq and is a predicted model, not a curated record. The transcript has a single exon. Bases 187 to 444 code for a protein of 85 amino acids.
GAAGCCUCUAGCCUUCAUCUAGCAUGCAUCAUCCCGUUGCGUAGGUUGUGGUUGGCUGACUGGACGCGCGUCGCCGUCGUCGCAGCAGUCGCUAUUACGGGUUGCGCAAGAAGUGCAAGGGACUGCGAGGCGUGGCGACCCCUUUAUGAUCAAGCUUCUAAUGCAAAGCUUGGUCAGCGCUAGUCAAUGCUUGGUACAACCUAUGCCGAAGUUCCGGAUACAUUCCGCACGAUCGUGCUGCACGACAAUACAACUCCGUGUGGCUUUCGACGCGGUGACCACGUGCUGCUCUGCCCUUGCUUGAUAUGCCUGGAGAAAUCCUGCUGGCUGGAACGACAUGACUCCGAUCUAGCAUCAUCUCAAAUUUGCCGCCCGUUCUUACAUCCCUUGCUUUCGACUGGGGAACCCCCCAGUGAGCUGCGGCGGAGCUUGUUUAUCUUGUAGCUAAAGCUUAAGCUAAAUCGGACGUGAGGCGCGCGUUUAGAUCG